CGUUUUUGACGUUUGGCCCAAUCAUACGAAAACAUGCGCUCGUACAAAUUGAAUUAAAUAUUUAUUUUCUUCGUAAACAAAAAUCGCAGACCUUAUUAUUAAAUAAAAAAUGGCCACAACAGAUGAGAAAGUGGAUGCCAAACCAAAUAUACUAAUCACAGGAACUCCUGGUGCCGGAAAGUCACACUUGUGUGAAAGGUUAUCCGAUCAAUUAAAAUUGAAGUGGUUGGAUUGCUCUAAAAUUGCCAAAGAAAACGAUUUUGUUGAGGAAUAUGAUGAUGAGUACGAUUGCCCGAUUCUUGAUGAAGACAAAUUAAUGGACUUCUUGGAACCCCUUAUGCAACAAGGUGGGAAUAUAGUUGAAUAUCACGGCUGUGAUUUCUUCCCUGAGAGAUGGUUUGAAGCGGUUUUUGUUGUUACAUGUUCCAAUACUCAACUUUUUGAUCGUCUCAAAGAACGUGGAUACAAUGAAAAGAAAUUAAAAUCAAACCUUGAAUGUGAGAUAUUUGGAACAGUGCUGGAGGAGGCACGCGAUUCAUAUAAACCAGAGAUUGUUUUCGAAUUAAAAGGUGAUACCAAACUGGAUGCUGAACAAAGUAUGAAAACUAUAAAAAAUUGGUACAGAGCUUGGAAGCGGAAAUAAAGUUUCAGAUUGUUUAUUAUAGUAAAUGAAAAUUACAUAUUUGUCCAAUGAAUGAAGACAAUUAUCAUUGAAUUGUAUUUUUAAUAGUAGUUACAUAGGCAUGUAAAUAAAUAAAUAAUGUUUUUGUAUCGAAGCUACAUACAUACAUA
Messenger RNA from Zeugodacus cucurbitae (melon fly), 792 nucleotides. It is a transcript of the gene Ak6, whose product is annotated as adenylate kinase isoenzyme 6 homolog. NCBI's taxonomy places the organism in Eukaryota, Metazoa, Arthropoda, Insecta, Diptera, Tephritidae. The record is from RefSeq and is a predicted model, not a curated record. The transcript is spliced from 3 exons. Gene Ontology annotation, molecular function: ATP hydrolysis activity; ATP binding; AMP kinase activity. The coding region runs from base 110 to 643 and encodes 177 amino acids. Gene Ontology annotation, cellular component: nucleus; cytoplasm.